AUGACUUCUCCAUACUACCCAUCCGCUGCGCCCUACGUGGGCCAAGAACACGCGGCACCUCCCAGCUACGAUGCCGCCAUGGGUUCUGCAUCUACCCCUCGAUCGUCCCGCACACAGCGCCUCUCCGACGAAAAACAGUACCGAGGAUUCACCGAAAAGGAACAGCACAGACGUCAACAAGAGUUUGCCAGCUAUCCAAGCAGGCCAAGCAGCAGCAACCGCUAUGCUUCUUCCACGCCGGCACAACUCCAAGCUUCCCCUUCGUCCUCUCGUUCCGGAUACGGCGGCAUGCCUCUCAACCCUCAAACGGCGCUCGCUCAGUUUGGAAGCCCUUUUGCAACGUCGGCCGACUGGGCUCCCUCUGCCCACGAUGCUCGACUGACCCACUUGCCCCAAGUCGAUCUCGAAACCCGGAUCAAGAUGCGCUUUUCCGGCCCUUCUGCAGAACAGCGUGCCCUGGCGCCACCUCCGAGCUUCUCCAGGCACUGUCAGCCCACGCUGCGGUACUCGGCGCACUCUCACUUUGAACCUGUCUACAUCAAGAGCGCCAACAAGAAGGAGGAGAAGAAACAGCUUCUGUCGGACGGAUUCCAGCCAGUCUACCCCGGUGCGCUCAUGGUGCAGCACAACGUGAGUGCGGCUGAUUGGGGCCGCUUUUUGGAGGACCUUGCCGUGGCGGGCAAGCUGACGGGCAAGCAGAGCAUCAUCUCCAAUGUUGCACCCAUGACGAUGCAUAUGGGUGCCACUGGCUUCUUGGUCACCCGAGCCAUCGAGAGGGCCAUGAAGAAACGCAAAGACCCCGUGAUCUGCGAGGCGGUUGAAACGUGGCAGCAGAGCUUUUUUGGACCGAGGGACCUCGACGUGUACAUCCUCCACACUGGAGAGAGACUCACCGCUCGAUCGCCCAACGCUCCCAUCCCCGGAACCAACCUCACCGCUUCGACGCAGCUGCAGAGGUCGAAGACGUCGGCGUCGAGCAGCAGCUCUAGUUCAAGCUCAAGCAGCGAUUCUGACGACAGUGUUGAUUCUCGCCAUCCCGCGUUCCAGCCUACAGGCGAUCGGAAGAUGGACAAGAUGCAAAAAAAGGCAUUGAAAAAGCAGAGGAGGCUCGAGAGAAAGCAGAGGAAGGCCCAACACAAGCACGAGAAGAAGAUGGCAAGGAUCGACCGCAAACGCGAACGUGAUCUGAAAAAACACGGCGACUCUGCGAGCAGGACGGGUGCAAGAGGGGGAUACCUGCUGGUCAUUGCCCCUCUCAAACCGACUGUGAGCAAGCCUCCCACGGACGCGGCUGCUUUCAUGUGGUGA
Sporisorium graminicola is the source of this 1308-nucleotide messenger RNA. RefSeq lists its product as uncharacterized. Lineage: Eukaryota; Fungi; Basidiomycota; Ustilaginomycetes; Ustilaginales; Ustilaginaceae. The record is from RefSeq and is a predicted model, not a curated record. The coding region runs from base 1 to 1308 and encodes 435 amino acids. The transcript has a single exon.